This is a messenger RNA of Porites lobata, 14777 nucleotides long. The record is from the annotation of a GenBank genome assembly. Lineage: Eukaryota; Metazoa; Cnidaria; Anthozoa; Scleractinia; Poritidae.
AUGCCUCCAUCGAUAUCGAAGGCACUAAAGCGCUUAUGCCCGCUGAAGACUGUAUGUCGGACAGUGUUGCCGAUGCUGCAGUGCCUAAAGUAAAAUAAUGGUAAAUUAUUGGCAUUUCGCCCCGUGGAAGGGAAUCUGGAUUCCGAGGUCGGGGAGAUUUUGCCUGUAGAAUCCGGAAUCCGGGAAAUUUUGCUUCUGGAAAGUGGAAUUCUGGGCUUUGGAAUCCGGAAUAUAGCGUAAGGAAUCCAGAAUCCCACUAACGAUUGAAAUCCAGAAUCCAAGUUCCACUAACAAAGACUGGAAUCUAAUACCUGGAAUCCGGAAUCCAUGGCGUAGAAACCACAAUCCAAGACUGUCUUGGAUUUCCUUACAUGGGGCAAGGCAGCUACUCUUUUUAUUACGGAAUAAGGUCUAUAUACUGCGCCUUGAAUUGAGUAAGAAAACCAAGUACAGGAUCACUUUUCUUCUUGAAACUUAUUCUCAUUCAGUUGGGUAGAAAAGACAGAGUGCGGAGACAACUUUUUCACGUCUCAUAACGUACACGUUACGAAAAAAAACCUUAAACAUCGUGAAAGAUUCCCGGGGAAAGAUUCCAGAGAGCCAUGAAAGCCCGUGAAAGAUGAGCAUUCCCAUGCGUUUGCUCUUUUCGUUAAGUUAAGUGAGAUUUCUUUUGCUGAGAAGUAGAAACAACCGGAGGACUUUAAUAUCAUUUAUAGUUAUAGCGACCUUAAGAUUCGAGAACGAUAACGACUUCACUACGUGAACGAGAUUUGAAUUAAAGUUUUUUGACGUAUGCUCAAAACAUAGGGGCAAUCUGGGAAAGCCUCAUGUUACUUUUUUCACCAGAAAAGUUAACACUGUUAUUUCACUGAAGGAGGUAGCAGCCGAUUUGCCUCAUGAUGGAGAUAAUAAUAAGCUUUCUCCCCAUCGAAAAAUAGUAAAACUUUUAACAUUUCAUAACUUGUUUCCGUCACUUCUGUGACAUUUUCGCUAAUACCAGAAGUAGAAUGAGGACGGCCCUCGCGUUUUCCCGCCAAAAUGACGCGGGUUCGCACGUGUGCACUACUAAGUAUUGAGGAAAUCUCAUUCUCGUAGUCAUCCUCGUCUUAGAAUCGAAAGGUCUCUUAUUCUUCACACAUUUUUUACAACACUCCUCGUCCUUUUCGAGACUUUGCACUUUGUUUAAAGCUUUUCACUGGGUUAUAUUCCACCUUAUCGAUCAAAGGGAAUCGGCAAACGACUGCCAGACCGCAUUUCCGCCAAAACAGACCACCCACCAGCAACAGAGCUAAAGUCAAUUGACGAUUAACUGAUGUCGGGUUGUAUUCGAGAAAUACGUACCCCCAGCAUUUUUCAGUGAUAAAAAUGUUGCGUUUUUUAGAUAACGUCAAAUCUGUCAUAAUUUGGGUUUUCGCAUUUUUUGUAAAUGGAUGUUUAAGCUCAAGUUGUCAUAAUUCAUGAUAAUUGUGAUAACAGAGGAUUGUUGGAAUUGCAAUUGUAUAAAAGAUAGGUGAAAGGUUGUUAUCCAUCACACUUGCGAAAUUUGCUAUGGGUACGGUGAUAGUGUCUUUUUAGAUGAGGAUGUUGAAUCGCAAGUUCGAGGGGCAACCAUUAAAGUUUUCAAAGAAAGAAAAACCAAGCAGGCAAAAUUAAUAGUCACUUUUUUACAAAAAUGCAGAUACGAGCCUUGGAUACGAGCCGUUUUGCAAUGUUUGAUUUUCCACUUAAACGUUUGACGGCUUGUCAAAGAAAGACUGAAUGGUAUUACAGCAAUCUUUAACACAAAACAGCUCUUUAGAAACACAAGCGCAAGAAAACUAAGCUCCUUUAGAGCGAAAUAGAAUUAGUUAAAGCCAACGACUUAAACUACACAUAACGAUAAUUAAGGAGAAUUGUGAGACAAUUGGCUCGAAGAUAAGCCCUCAUAAGCCGAGUAAAUGAUUUGCACAUGGUGAGAGUCAAACCUGCAAAACACAUGACACUUUUCCAAAAUUGUCUUUAUGGUGUAACUCGAAAUACCUGAAAUCAAAAUUCUUGAGCAUAAACUAUCAUCUUAAUAGCAUUAGUGUUUUUCAGGCUGUUAUUCGUGCAAAUGAUCAGUGAACGGAUUUACCUGAAGCUGUUUGUGGCCUGUAUUGUAAAAUGAGUAGGUACCAUUGAGCAUAAGCACUUUUCCAAAAGCAUGUUUUCUGGCAGGCAAUUUCAAAUCACCAGCACUUUCACCAAAAGGAAAGAAAUCCUCGUCGCUAACACAGUUAGCAAACGCCAAAAUCUGCAAGAAAAUCCACCCUACAAACAUGAUCUCUACGCCCUGCAUGGAUCUCGGCUUUCCACAGACUCAAGCGAUUGAGGGUGUUGUAUCAAUGAAAGCGCGCGCGGCGAUUGUGUAAAAAGAUACCCGAUCGCUUAUACAGCGUGUUGACUGAAACGCAGGAGGUGUAUUGUUUGUGUACAAUCAACUUGACAAGACACAAACAAUCCAAAAGUCAUUAGUCCAUUGACGGCUGAUUUCAAAUGAAGUCGGAGUUAUCAAAGCAGCCAAAUGGAAAUUAAUUUCGUCUCGGAAUGCUAGCUAAACAAGGUGAGAGAUUGUCAGAGAUUUGUCGCAUUUUGAUAGAGGACUUUUUGACGUACUGAAGACCUUUUCCGGGUAGCUGUCGCUAAUAUGGAAAGGACGAACGAUCUUUGGGGCUGAAUAUACUCAAAGCUAAAAAAAGGUUGCGUGAAUGCCAUGAUAAUGAAACAAUACAAGCUAUCUUCUGUUCUGGCUUGUCACCUUUCCUUUUGCGGUCUCGUAGUUUCCGGUUGAUGUUUCUUUUCGCAAAGGCGAGAUGAUAUACGAAUAAAUUACAAGAUUUCUGCGACCGAAACUUAGCGUCUUGAAAUAAUCGGAUUACGAGUAAGAGGGCCUCCAAAGUUGUAAAAAGUAGUCAAAGAAGUAUUUAACCCCUCAUUCACAGGCUUUAACCUAACAGUUAGAGCAGGCACAAUCCGUUGAGCAAAACACAAUCGUUUUCACUGUUUUCACUCUGGCUAAAAAUGUCAAACAGACAAGCGUACCUAGCAGUACCUAGAGAAGAUUCUCGAACAUUUGCAGGACUUUGCUGAUACAAAUGGAUUUCACUAAAACCCAAAAUGCCUUCCUUGACUUCUGCUUAUCGCCAAUGUCUUCUUUCCAAAAGUUUAUCAAAGAAUGUAUAUGUUUAUUUUCUAUUUUUUCAAAUUGUGAAAUUUGUGAAUAGGUCAAAGGCAACAUAAAUUUGGGCAGUCACGUAAACAGUAAAUCCUCCUUUCCUUUGACUCAGUCUUGUUGAUGUGAGAACAUCACAUACAUCCGGGAUGAUUUCCUGUAAAGGAAACCGAGAGUUUCAGUUGACUCACAGCAAGGGUUUGAUUCAAACAAAAUUAAAGAAAUACUCGUCUGCAGGACUCCUUCCUUAUCCCGCGCAGACUUCUAUCCGGGGGGAAUAGGGUGUAAUGACAAGGAAAGGCUAAGUCAAUAAAGAAGAGGGUUGAUGUCGGACCCGGGGGGGUACUGCUAUAUAUGAGCUAUAUAGGUAUGUGCCGCUUUGAAGGGUAUGGUUUUCAAGCAGUUUAAUCUAGGAUAGGGUAUAUAAAUCAGAGCGUUUGGGUCGAGAAUAGGGUAUCAUUUUUCAGGAAACUGAUCAGUUGGUUAAAGAUUUUAUCUAGACAAGGGAAACAGCUACUCUAGGAUAGGGGGAUUUGGGGAGUUUACUCUAGUAUAGGAUAGCAAAAUUCAGCUGAACUAGCUCUGGUAUAGGCUAAGGGUUCCAGGGUCCCAGCGGCACAUCCCCACCCAGAAAUUCCUAAAGUACCCCUCCGGGAUGUCGGACUCCGGGCGACGGACACUCCUUCUAAGAGGGUGUGUGCCGUCUAACAGGGUAAACCGUUUCACUAUGUGCGUCUUGAAUAGGGCGUUUGCCUGUACCAGAAGCCUUGGACAAGCUGUGAAAGUUAGUGUAGGCUGUGGAUGUGAACAGACCUCCCUCUCCCCUUCUACGAUUUUUGCUGAGGGAAGGGGGGGGGGCGUCUGUACACAAGUCAACGUUAGUGGUGCACGGUCUACGUACAGCUGUGGUAUCAAAUUUCAGAAACCAGAUUCCUCGCAGCACUCUCCUACCUAGCCUGCGUGGCAGGCGUUUAAAAGGGAGGGGAAAGGGAGUUUUAGGCGCGAGAGAAAAGCGAGGGACGCAGGCCAUCUCCUACCCAAACAUCAAUUAAGUGUCCUCCCUCGGAUACCGGCUGUACUGUCCCUGUUUUGCAUUUUAGGGGAAAUCAACAAUUUGACGUUUAGAUUUGAGUACAUAUAUUAAAGACAAAUUGUGCCAUUCUUUGAUCAUCAGUGACAUUUUGUUAUUCAAUUCUGUGUUUCCUGGACAGGUUUUCUCUCAGGAAACCCUCAGUACGCUUUCUUUCAUGCAGCCGCUGACCCUGACCGGUCUUCCAAAGUCUCCAAAAAGGUUUCUCUUCAUGUGGAAUGCGCGUGCCCCGUUGAGAUUACGCGCUGGAAAUUUCUGAGCAUGCUGUUUCAUCCAAGACAGAGUUAAACAUUUUAACAAGACAGCAAAAAACAAAAGCGACUUGAAUUUUCCCGAGUUGGGGUCCCCGGUGCUGUUCGUUUUCUAGGGCAUACGCGACAUUUUGGAUCAGGCGUGUCUUCGAAUGCGGCCUUUUUCAAUACUUUCGCGGUGGUAUUAGCGACAAAUUGAACACUGCCGAAACCAUAAUUCUGAGGUAAGUCAGGGGAAAAGGCUCUCUUUGCUUGAUACACGUUAAAAUCUUGUCACACUGGGCAAUUCUUUCAGUUUUCUGUUUUGCAUCUUGUCUAACUAGCUACGAACCAAAACGAGUUAAACGGUGUGGUACUUGUUCCCUUUCUCCAGGUCAUGCGCGUCUUAUUUUCGCUUCGCUUCUUUAAAUUCGCUACCUUCCAUCCAUCUGAAACCGUAACACCGUCUAUUUCAUACACUGUAUUCAUAGUCACUUUUGUCUUUCAAAUUUAGUCAGAGAUGAUACCAUAUUCCUCACGUUGUGGGAAAAUUCUAAAAUUAACGGUUCACUUACAUGAGAACAAAACUCAGUCUUACGACUGUGUCGGGUUUUAAGCUAAUCAACGUGAUUGAGUUCUUGAACAGCCUUGAAUCAUUGCUGAGGGCGCUUUGUUUUUACUGCGUACAUUAUUGAUUGUCAAGAGCCACUAUGGCGGCUUGUGAUUGUUUAACCUGGCCAGAUGCCUUUUUUUUUUAAUUUUUUUUUGGAGGGGGGACUUUCUUACUUAAUACAUGAAUAAACUACUGUUUCAUUGCAAUUACCCCAUUUAAUUUAGCUUGAAUUCUAAACCGCGAAUGAUGCCUUAUUUACCUGGUAUCAAAUGAACCCAAAAUUUCAAUUGUGCACCUCAGUGUAUUCAAUUUCUUUGCAGAGCGGAAAAUUUCCUCAGCUGUGGCCUUAAUUGAAAUCAAAGCUCUUUAUCUUUACUAUGUAUUUUAUAUUAAAUUUCAUUCAUUUCUCCGUUUGGUAAUGAAACUCUAACGAAAGAUUUCAGGACCAAGAUCCAAUUAACCAAGAUCUGACUUUAAAGUAUCGAAAAAAGAAAAAAAUCCCACUAUUCUCUUACUCAGAUGCGAAAGAAAACAAACACUAGUCUUCUUUGCUCUCUUAAGAUUUUUGGCCAAUUUUUGACGCUCUUGUUUCCUUGUGAGAAAAAAGGUAAAUAGGCUAGUAACUCAUCCGCGUUUUAUAACAAAGUUUCAGGCAAAUCUCUUUGUUGAAGAGAGUUUUAGUUUAUUUAUGAUGAAUUGACCCUGAAUAAGUGGGAAAAGCCUCGAACACCUUAUUUGCCGUUAAAAGAACACUGUACAUAUUAUGACGGCAAGACUGGCAUUUUCUGUGUUAAUUAUAUACAAAAAGAAAUCGCAGCUGCGUCUCUUAAGAUUUUGCAUCAGGUGAUUUCUGACACCUCUCAAACGACUCACCGUCAGAACAAUAAUUCCGUUUAUAAGAAUUAUCUUGUGAUUCUUCCUGUUUAGCGAAAAAAAAAAACAAGGAUCUCUAGCGUGACCUUACAUUCACAAGAUGUUAAUCAAAAGUUAGCGAACAAGAAAGACCCGAGAAAAAGGUGGGAAACCUUAUAUAUUUAUUUUUAAGCUUUUCCGCUCAUUUCAGCAACCUUUUCGUUUAUUGUUUUGUUUUGUUCUUCUAAUCCUUUUUAUAAUUAUUAUUACUUGAGGAAUAGUACUUAUUCAUAUUGCUGCAAGAAAAUCGACGAUCUCGCGCGCUCAUCAGUAUUUUUUUUUAAAACAUAGGUCUUGCGCGCGUACGCGAUCCGAGACUUGAUUAAUUUUUCCGCUACUUUGUUUAACCAGGAACUAAAAAUCUUAAGAUCUCAAUUUCCUAAGAGAUUAGUUUACAGUACACAAACGGAAACUGUAUAUCAUGACGUCCUUAGUUGAGCUCUACACGACUACUUUUCAAGCACCUUAUCAACGACCAAACUGCAAGUCAAGAGUAUGGAACGUCAAAAGUACGCCCGGUUAGGCUAAGUUUGGGAUGGCCCACAAAAACCAGGGGCACCCAACGGCAAUUUUCGGGAAAAUAUCUGUUCGGAAGACGAUUUGAGAACUAGAAUUUUCGGAACAUUUGUUGUAAAAUUUCUUGCUUGCCUGUCUCUCCUAGGAUUUUCGAACAUCUACAAAAUGGUAUAAUUACCCAUUUUAAACGGAUAUUUACCCUAAAAAAGAAUUUUCGGGAGCCUUUUUGGCUGAAAUUUUGGAAGGUAAGUUUUGAUCCCUAUAAUUUUCGGAUCAAAAGUUUUUAGGGGAUAAAAAUAUGCCUAUAUCUACCGUUUAAAUACUAAAAUACGCUCAACAAUGCAAUGAUAAGUGGUUUUGAACUAUAUCCUUCGUUGGGUGCCCCUGAAAAACCCGUAAACAUAUCUUUUAUUUUAGAUUCUUAAGUAGUUGUUCGUGUACUGUAAGCGCCGCGAAAAAAUCACUGGACUGUAGUUUAGACUGCCUUGCUCAGUUAAACAUCAUGCAGUCGAAGCCCUCCUUGCAACCACUCUCGUAAGCGACCGAGCUGUAGCUAUGACCACCUUUGUGAAACCACGUUUGAACUGUGAUUUAAUCUUUGUAAUGAAAAGCUCUCGUAAGCGACCGCUCCCGUAAGCGAUCGCGACCACUCUUGGGAUUAUCCAACUUGACUUUUCCUUUGUUUUUUUUAGCUCUCGCGAGCGACCACUCAGAGACUUAUUCAUAUAAAUGAAGACUUACAUGAAACUGUACACUGCGUUAAUGCAGUCGAACCUCCGGGCCGUGAACAACCACUCAAAAUGCAAAGACUUAGUGGUCGCUUACGAGAAUCGAACCGCAGGGAGCCUUUUCCGAGAAGCAAUCCUGGGCACAUCUACUUUAUGGAAGAUAAUUUGUUGCAUAUAAUGUCUAAGUUACGCCAUGUGUAGUUCCAUGUUGUUACUAAAGUUCUUCGUAUAUUCAAAGGAGAACAGUGCAAACAGCGAACAUAGAGAUCAGAGAAUGCGUCAAGUGGUCGCUUACAAGGGGUUAAAAACAAUGGAAAAUUAUAUAUUAAACUUAAUUUCAGGCCCAAAAAGUGGUCGCGGUCGCUUAUAGGAGGUGGUCGUUAACUAGAGGUUCCAACUGUAAGGCUUUUACUGGGAAAGGUUUGGUGUUUUGGAUGAGUGAUCGCUUAUAGGAGGUGGUCGCUUACGAGAGGUUGUCGCACAGGGAGGUUCGACUGUAGUUCGUUGAUAAAGAUAUUGGGCCAGUUAUAUCAGAUUUAAAGACACUCCGAUUAAACGUUAACCUCUUCUUUUUUUUUCUUUAUGAAUUAUUAAUGAGUUUCUAAAGCUCUUGUAAGCGACCACCUCUGUUGUUUUCUGAUCAUGCAGUCGCUUACGAGCGAGUUCCGACCACUUUUUCGAGUUUCCGAGGAGGUCGCUUACGAGAGCUUCGUCGACUGUGCUAGAAACAUGACAUCCCUCGAUCUAAGUUAUAUGCACAUCACAUCAUAAUAUAGCAUUAUAAUUUUACGUUAGGCAAUUUCCCGAUUUUUAUGAUUCAUAUAUUUUAUUAUUAUUAUUUAUUAUUAUUAUUAUUAUUAUUAUUUAACCGUGCGAGGCCAGCUAAUGCCUGUUUUUCUUUUGGUAGCUUUUACGGUUUAUUUUGCCCGCAAAUCCUUACCUUGUGCUAUAGAAAUGGUGAUUGGCUUUUCAAAAUUACAAGAAAUUAAAGCACGGAAACUUUGAACAUCUCAGGACUGUAAAGAACUCAACUAUUCAUCCCCCCGGCCCCACCAAAAAAAAUAAUAUUUGGCGAGUUACAGUUCAAUCAGUUUUGUUUCUGUACGCUCGUGACAGGUGAUAAAGGGAACGCCGCUUCCUUGCAUAAAUUAAAUUAAUUCAUUUUACGCAGUAAUCCUCUCUUUUUCUGUUUGCGUCGGGAUGUUUGAACAUAUUGGUUCAACGAAAUCGUUAUAAUUUGCCUUCGGCUUGAAUUUAAGACUUACUGACUGAUACGUGGACAGUUACCCUGUUCUAUAACUCAAUGUUCAUCGUUCCAAAGUCUCAAACUGAGGCCUCUGGUUGUCAAGGAAGGUAUACUGCGCGUCCGCAGGAUAUCAGGAUAUGAUGAAACUAUUAUUGAGUGUGGCAGAGGUUAUGAAUUACACCAAACGUAUCAUUAGCAAAGUCUCGAACUCUGAGAAAAAGUCCUACUUUUUAAAGUGGAAUGAAGUGUCUGUCAUUUUGUGUGAAUGACAAAUAGAGAUCUAAACGCGCUUUUUUAAAAAGGUCACAUUACAGGAAAACAGUAAUCUAACAGAAAACAAAAGUAUUUCGUUAAAUAGUUCAUAGCUGUCAACGUGCUUUCACAAAAAAUGAGCUAACUGACAUUGGGAUAUGCCAAGCAGUUGGGUUAUCUGUCUAAACUGUCUUGUUCCUUGCACACUGGCGUGUUUUUUUUUUUAGUUAUUUAGGUGAUUUUUGGGGAGUGUUUGCAGAUUGCAUUCGUUGUUACUAUACAAUGUCCUCAACGGUUAAUUUUGCUUAUUAAAUCAUCUAUUUCCUUUGUUUAGCUGACAGGUGUCAUGAAGGCCGAAAUCUACCUAUUUACUAUAAUCCUCUCAGCAAGGGUAGGGAAGGCUGAGUUUGCCAGUCCCGCCUGCAGAACAGGAUUAUAUCAAGCAUCUGAAAAAGGCAAGUUUAUGGCGGUGUUUUAUCUCGAACUUGCACUCAGUGUAUGUUAUUUUAGUAUGGGUUUAUUGGUAUCAAGAGAGAAUAAUUGGUAAUUUUGUAAUUUGUUUGAUUACAUUAGAUAAAGAAACAUGUACAGUCUUUUCCUAACUAAGGCAGGCGUACCUCUAUAAAUUCAGGGUCGGAUGAAUCAACAAUCAUUUAUUUUAACACGUUACAUCGAGAAGCUAAGAAACUCGUUCAAAAUACGGUCGAGUAUAAAUAAAAUCUAUAAUUAUUACAGCUAUGAUAUAAUAUUAUUCUAUUUUAAAAACAACUCAAUAAAAACAUAAAAACUUAGCAAUAGAAAGCUAAAACCUACUAAAAACUAUAUACUAAAAACGUGAAAGGAAAACUACAAGUCACGUUCUACAAAAGCUUCAAUCUUGCUUUGAAGUCAUUUGCAUGACUUGAGAGACGUACUUGAGUGGGCAAACUGUUCCAUAACUUAGUUAAUAAAUAAGUGAAAGAAUUCUUUUUCAAUUUAAGAUUAAAAAGAUCUUACACUGUCCAGUUAAUUAAUCAACGAUUUUAGAUUCAUUUCUGCAUCCGUAAUGCACAGUAAAUUGAUGAGUGAAGUACUUCAAUUUUCCGACAGCUUCUUUUUCCCUUCGAAUUUUAUGUAAAUAUUUUCAUAUAGUGGUAGUGUUAUCCUUUCAAAAGUAUUUAAGAACUUCAAGCGAAGGGGUACGACCCAAUGUGGCGGAAUUUUAUUUAACUUUGUGUUUAUGUAUCUCAAUAUAAUUCAAAUAUUUUACCCUUGUUCUUUCACAGAUAGAGCCUUAACUGGACACAUACUCGAUGUGUAAGUACACCGGUAUGCUUUAACUAUAGUCACUAUAGUUGCGCAUAUUGACUAACAUGCACACAAAUCUAACAAUAAACGAAAAGCCUAAAAAUUCAGCAUUGAUGGGCUUUCCAAGUUGGCCCCACCCAUGGUACGCUGCACGCGCGCCAAACCGAGGAACUACACUAUAAAAAGGCUUAAGGAAGAAUGGAAAUGCUUGUCCAUAGAAGAAGUAUAAUGACGUUAGCUCCUCAGGCUAGGAUUAGUCUUAUUUUUCUCAGGUUCGGAAGAACGAGAUAAAUACUCACGCGCGUGUGAAAAACAUCGCAAGUGAGGAAAGGUAGCAAUUUCAAACGCAGUAGUGUAAGGUGCAUUGUUCAACCUUCGCGUAAAAUAUAAUUUUUGCGUGCGUGCGUGCGCACGUUAAUUUUACGCGUAAACUAGAGCCAAUUUAUGUCGCGCGUAAACGUAAAAGUUGAGCGAGGUUCUCCUUUUACAUUUGCGCGCGGCCUUUCAUGCAUUUUACGCGCGUACACACGUAGGAAUUUAAUACGCCACAGUGGAAAUCUACCCUAAUUCACCCAAUCCAUUAUUCCUAGUGACGACCUGUCCAUAAUAAUAAGUUUAUCUUUUUAGUUUACAAUUAUCCCUCUUAUAUGAUAAAGAAACAAAUAAAACAUACCGUGAUAAAAAACAUGGCAGUAGAAAGCAACCUCAGCGGUCAGAGAGGUAUAUGUACUUAAAACCAGAUCUCAACGCGCGUGAUUCCACACUCGGCACAUGAUGCUGCCUAUUGCUUCAAUUCACUUUCUAAAGACAGGACCAGGGGCGUGCGUAGGCCCGGGCCUACAAAAUUUUGGUUUGAUCACUCUGCCCCUGGUAAUAAAUUAUGCGUUGUUGGGUGAGCUAAAAAGCGUAAGAGCUCAAAGUGUAGGUGAGGUCAGUGCAUACUAGUCAUGCGUGCAAUUUUCAGGAUAUGUGGAAAUGACAGUCGGCCAGAACUAGACGGAAAGCUGGUUACGCUCCAAACUACUGUAAAAUAUACCACGCGCCACUCAACGACUUCUCCUUAGCAUAACAGUUUGUAAUGAAAUUUGUAAAUGGAUUACCAUUUGUUUAUUUGUCAAUUGGCAGGCUCAAGGUAACAGAUGAAUUUGCCUGUGGAAGACUUUGCUUGCAUCGCAAUGGCUGCGUAUCGUACAAUUACCAGUUUGAAAAUGGUAAUGGAACAUUUCAUAAGUGCGAACUGAAUUCACAAACGAAGGAGGCAAAGCCAGAGACUUUCCAAGAAGUGCGUGGCUUCCUGUAUUUUGGGUCUUUAUACGAAAGAGAGGUUGGUAUAUUAAGCAACUUAAUUGAGAGGCAAGGAGGAUGACUGAAUCAGUGUAGAGUCAGCAUGGUCUGUCUUGCUUCUUAAAUUUAUUUGUUGCACAAAAAUUUCCUGACUAGAGACAUCAUGUUUUUCUUACUAUAGUAUUGUAUGCUGGUUCUGUCUACAUAUGUAUUCGACACAGGCCACAAUUCAAACAAAAAUACAAACAACAAAUCAACAAACGGACAACCAAUAAGCUACUAAAGUUAAUAUGUCUCCGUUUCAAAUGUUCAAAUAAUGUGUGUUUUGGUAGAAUCUAAAGGAGAUAAACUAUGAAUUAAGCAAACUCGUUGACGCCAAUUCCAAGUAUACAUGAGCGCCGUCUCUUUAAUUUCCCCUCGAAUCCUAAAGUUUUGAUUAAGCAAUCAGUACCUCAAGGGAUUACUUUAGUCGUGUCUCAUCUAGACUAAGAUUGAAGAAAGUCUUAGUAGUCAAAUGGUAGCCGAUCAAGUGCUGAUGAACUCAUUCAGAAUAAAGUUCAACGUUUGAUUCUGUAAUCUUGGGCAUAUAUAUUCAAUAUCGACGGCUGAUACAUCAUUCAGUGAUAGUUGUAUAACUUUUACUUAUGAAUCCUUCAGCCCCGUGUAAGGUAAAUCCGGAUUCCGGAAUUCAAGAAUUUUUUUUCUUGUGGAAUCCGCAAUUCUAAUGCACCUAUCAAUGUAAAUCCCGUAGGGGGGGAGUGCGGGCAAGGGGAAGGGAUUUGAUGCCUGAGACUAUCCCCCUGUCGGGCUUUUGAUCGUGCGAAGCGACCCCGGGGUCGGGACAUUUGACAUUGACCGAUAGAAGCCUGGUAUCAAUUCAGAAGCGGUAACCAAGUCCGUCCCUCGAGGCUUUCUUAAAGUCACGCUGUUUGAGAAAGUUAUGAAGUUUUCAUUUGUUUUAAUCACCAUAAUCCGUUACUUUACACUGUCAUCUAAAGAGGUAAUGUCUAUUUUGAGAAAGUUUUUAUGUUCAAGUUCCCAUCUGAUUGUAAACCUCGAUUGAAAUCGAAUUCUACCAUGAAAGUCAGAGGAUUUUUUACAGGUCACUGAUCCGACCUGUUCCAACAUGUUGAGCCGAUGUUAUAAAGCAUUUUAUGUUUCAUUAAUAUAACAGCACGGUCAAUCUUCCUGGAGUGAUUAUGUUGUUCAAAAUAAGAGAUGCUAGUGGAGAGAGAAAAUACUUAAUUACAGCAAGUAAUUUAACGGAGCUUACGUUAACCUUAAAUAAAAGUAGUAAGAACGUACUUUUGAAAUGUUCUUUCAUUCGUUUUAUAUAGUAUUAUAGUAUUGUUUGUUUAGAUUUUUCCCCUAGGGUGGGGGCUUUUUUGACACUUUUGAUUGAACUUUCGUUUCCCACCCUGGGGAAUUUGAUCAAAAAAUUUUAAAAUUUGUCAAAUCCCCACCCCUUGCCCGCACUCCCCCCCCCCCCCCCCCCCCCACGGGGUUUACAUUGAUAGGUGCAUAAGCUCAAGGAAUCCGAAAUCCCACUAAAGAUUGGAAUCCGGAGGAAUCCAUACCUGGAAUCCGGAAUUUACACGGCGGAAUCCAGAAUCCAACAAGACAGUCUUGGAUUACCUUACGUGGUGCGAAACCCUGUUUCUUUAUGUAGACUAUGUAACUAAGAGCGUUAAAUAACUUACUGUCUAUAGGUUUUCAGGGAGGGCCAAUCAGAUACCAAGGAGGAGAGUAGGACUCUUAAUGCGUUUUUUUCUUUCUUUGUUACUACAGAAAGGCACUGGUUGCGCUCAUAACAGCUGUUAUAAUGGCGGUACUUGCGUGGACAUUUGUCAUGGGGAGAUGUUUUACUGUCAGUGUCCUAAGCUGUUUCGUGGUAAACAUUGCGAGAGGCCAAAAGGUAUUGUGUAAGAAAACGCGCAUUAGCGCACUGAAUGCAUUGAUUAAUAAAACUAAUUAAUAAGAUACGGGUAAACUUUAAAAAAAGAUAAAUGUAAAACUUUUACAACCAAGCUUGAAGCACGUUAGAUAAUAACCGACUGAAUCAGUGCAAAUGAUGGUGGAGGGUGGAGUAUGAAGUAGUGAUAAGAACGUGAGCGAACAUCCUGACACUUGCCCAAAGGCCCCUGCAGCUCCUAACGCCUUUAAAUACUGAGGCUCUCUAGUAAGAAAUAAGGCGAAGAAAAGACCAGAAAGCACUUGCGGAACUUACAGGCAACAGUUCUUCAAAAAAAAGCACAUUAUUACCGUCAACUAGGCCACAUUAUGCACCAGACGUUGUUUGCUCGCUCCUUGUUGACUUUAUUGAUAACUAUAUGUGAAAUUCAGCUUCAACAAUUCACUAAGUCAGUAACAUAACAAAGGAAGAGACAAUGAGGAGUAGGCAAGCUAGCUAUUCGAUCUUUGCUAGUGGAGCGCACUUGCGUCAUACACAACCUGACUAGUGAGUAUGCGCAUCUGCAGUAGGCAGGGUUCUUCAGAUCAUACUCAGCUUGGUUCAAAAAUUUCUUAACCUGGCUCACAGGCCGGGUCUCAUGCUGCUUGCGCUUAUUAUACUUGCGUCGCAUAAAAAUAAGACUUAACUGACCUUAUCUCCCAUGUUUGUGGUUAUUUUGUACCUUUAGCGAUAGCGUGAGUAGGAUUUUUUACCUCGCGAUAUGGCCCUGAAAACAGUUCUAAAACGCCAUACAUCGACAAUCGCGCGGCGCGCAACUUCAAACUAUAUUUACAAUUCUGGGAAGUAAAAUAAAGAAAAUUUCCCGCUUUCUUUUCACAGCACACAGCUGUAAAGAAUUGAUGGAACUUGGUGAUAUAACAGACGGCGUCAAGCGAAUAGCGCCUGAUGACAGCGGAGAUGAUGUUUUUGUAUACUGUGACCAAACUACAGAUGGUGGUGGGUGGACUCUGUUCCAAAGACGCUCGAGUCCUUUCACAAACUUAUUCUCCAAAAACUGGGCAGAAUACGAAGCAGGCUUUGGCGAAGUUAACUCGUCUUUUUGGCUUGGAAACAUGGUCUUGUCGCGCCUCACAGCAACACCUGUAAAGCUAAGGAUCGAACUUAAAGAGAGCAGCAGUAACCAGCAGGGAUUUGCUGUGUAUCAAGACUUCUCGAUAACCGGACCUGAGGAUAAUUAUCGCCUCAGUGUAGGGUCUUAUAUGGGAGAUAUCGGCAACGCAAUCAGCGGUCACCCGAACCAUGCGUCUAUGGAAAACGGAAUGCAAUUUUCGACAACAGAUCGAGACAACGAUGUUGCUAACCCGGGAAACUGUGCAAGUGUGAACGGAAAUUCUGGAUGGUGGUUCCCUCACUGUGGUCACGCAAAUUUGAACAGGGUCGGCAAUUUACCUCAAUGGGAUGACUGGAUACAUUUUGCUAAAAUCAGUUACACUGAAAUGAAAAUAAGACCAUAUUGA